Antechinus flavipes (yellow-footed antechinus) is the source of this 1141-nucleotide messenger RNA. RefSeq names its product SH3 domain-binding protein 1-like. The record is from RefSeq and is a predicted model, not a curated record. NCBI's taxonomy places the organism in Eukaryota, Metazoa, Chordata, Mammalia, Dasyuromorphia, Dasyuridae. The coding region runs from base 1 to 654 and encodes 217 amino acids. The transcript is spliced from 2 exons.
AUGGCACCCACCCCAACCCCACCCACCCCCCCCACCCCCCCAGCGAGGCCCACUUCGGCCCGCGCGCACCCCGACUUCGCCUCCGGCUUAUACGGCCCGGAUAGUCCGGUCCCGGCGGAGUCUUUACGAAUCGGGGUCCGGUUCCCCCCUCCUCCCUCCCUCCCUCCCUCCCUCCUCCUCCUCCUCCUCUUUUCCCCCCUCCCUCUCAGAACGGCCAAAGCGCGGGAGCAGCGCGCGCCCUGCGGGGCACACCAUUCCCCUCAGGAGAGUAAGGGGGACAAGGGAAAAGGAAGCGGGGCCGGCAGCUCUCACCGCCUCUUCCCUGGGGCGAGGGGCGCGGAGGCGGUUUCCUCGCAUACCCCGCUUCUAAGAGAAAACCAGUGGCCCCGGGACCAGCCCUCUCACCGGCGGGACCCGAGGGCUCGAAUAGCCUCACCACCCCCACGUUGGGGCAAGAGUGAGCAGAUCCCGGGGAAAGGGGGUAGGGCAGCCCCUCCCAUCAACACACGUUCCCUCACACACUCACCCUGGGCAGCGCAGGCGCGGGGCGGAAGGGGCGGAGCGCCGGCGGGGGCCCGCGGGGGUCAGGACCAGCCCCGCUGUCAAGCCCGGGCUGGGGUGGAGGUGGAGGUGGAAAUGGAAAUGGAACAGUAGGAGGAGGUUAGGUAGCAUUUGGGGCCCGGGACCUCGGCCCAUUGGGUUGGGUUCUCCAGCCAGGACUUGGAACAUCCGUGCACUUCUGGCCAGCCCCGAUCGCUAACCGAAGCUCCCGAGCCGCCGAGACCCACAAGGAGUGAUUAGGAAAGUGGGGUGACCCAAAAGGAGCACCAACGUAGAAAACUCAGAACUUGAGGUGGCACGGACGGAUCGUGAUGUGUACAUGAAGUCUGCACUGCCGUUGUAAAGAAACGCUCUCCCUCUAGGCACCCAACGCGGAGAAGGGACCUACCUACACGAUUCGGGAUAGCUUUGUAUGCUUAAAUCUCUGCCGAUUAAAUUUCCAUCUUUUUUUAGUUGCAGUUUAAAUAACUGGGGAACAUGAGCUCGUAGAACAUAAUUUCUUUUGAGCAAGGAUUGUUUAAUUUUUUUUUCUCUUAAUUUGUAAGUGUAAUAAAUUUUUGCCUUGUGGAACUAAGAACAA